AUGAAGUUCAUCCCUGCAUUGGGCGCUCUCGCUUUGGCAGCCUCCGCAAAUGCCGCCGUAACCGGAAACUGUACCCCCGGCCUUGAUUACUGCUCCUCAGUCCUUGGAGACGUUGGGGGAAAUGAUGCGGCAAUCGUCGAUGCAUUGAACAGAGCUGGUCAGGGAGGAAAUGCCCCCUGGAGUGGAUACCUAUUCCAUUGCAAUGCCGACAAAUCGCUUACUGCUAGCGUUUGUGUCUUUGGUUGUGCAAAUCAAGGGGCAGGACAAAGUGACAUGUGCUUUGGUCUGUGA
Messenger RNA from Aspergillus niger, 291 nucleotides. RefSeq lists its product as uncharacterized. The record is from RefSeq and is a predicted model, not a curated record. NCBI's taxonomy places the organism in Eukaryota, Fungi, Ascomycota, Eurotiomycetes, Eurotiales, Aspergillaceae. Bases 1 to 291 code for a protein of 96 amino acids. The transcript is spliced from 2 exons.